AGUGUGCUAAAUACACACCCACCCAUGUCAAUAUCACACCUGAGCACGAGAUUGAAAGACCACAUAAGUUACGUUCUUCGGGAAUCAGUCUUGCACGAGCGACCGGGCUGUGACUUACAAAGAGAAUAUCAAUAGUUGGGAGGACUCCUGCUCAUCACGUGAACUCCAGGGCUUUACCGUUUUUUCAUUUUCGAGUUCAAGGAGCGAGAAUCUUUUGUGGAACAUCCACGCCCACCCGAGUCAAUAUUACAUCUGAGCACGAGAUUGAAAGACCACAUAAGUGACGUCGUUAAGGGCACAGUCUCUAACGAGCGAUCGGGCUGCGAGUUAGAAAGAGAAUAUCAAAUAGUUAGCAGGAGUACCACUCAUUUCGGGAACUUGCCGAUUGUGUUUAUUUCGUUUUCCUCGUCAGGAAUAAAGUUGAUCGGGAGGCGGCCGGAAGGGAAGAUGUGGAAUACACUGUUUAUCGUGUGUGUAACAAUGUUAUGUCUCUACACAGAAGCCGCCCCUCUCAAGGACACACAGACAUCUUCAGACCAAAACACACCUCUAGACAGAGAUAUCAAACUAUUACUAUGCUUAACACGACCGUCAUCGCCGGGUUGUUCAAAAGAUGCAAAUUUAGAAAUGAUUCUGGACGAGAUUUCCAAACUAGAAACUGCACAAUCAAAAAAGAGCUUACUCAGUGACAUAAACCGAUUUAAAGACCACCGGAUAAGAGACUCCCAACCUGAUAUACGCUCAGAGUUGACCAGCGCCCAGAAACGACCCAGCUUCUACAGUGAUUGGAAGUAAAACCAAAACGAGGCAAGGAUGACGUAGAGAGUAGCCAUGACGUCACAAGCGACCUUGACCUUCGGCUCGAUUUCUCGAGUUUUGAUUGGCUGCUGUGUUUCACACAACUGUAUGAAGUUUUGUUUUUGUUCAAUAGAUUUACUUUUUGUUACUUUCUUUUCGAUUUUGCUUACAAAACUGGACGAUUGAACUUGUCGCACAGAUACCAUAGCGACUGACGCCAAAAUCAGUCGCGUCCCUUGUCGCAAAUCUCUAUAGGAUUCUUAGUUGAGAUCUCACUCAGGAUUGUAUCUAUGACAUAUAUACAAUAUAAAGGAUUCUUCAACAUUCUUAGUCAUGGUCUCUCAUCAAAAAAAUGUUGUUCAGACCGCGCAAGAACGGCUGAAUAAGAUCUUGACUUAGAAUUUUAUAAGAAUUGGGACUUUCGACCUUGUGUAUUUCUUUUAUUAUCACCCUAUAAAUGUAUGAUGUCGUCAAACUCGCCUCGUCAAUAUGAUAAAGCGGACAGAAA
Molecule: messenger RNA, 1306 nt
Organism: Lineus longissimus
Lineage: Eukaryota; Metazoa; Nemertea; Pilidiophora; Heteronemertea; Lineidae
Exons: 4
Coding region: 448-795 (115 amino acids)
Source: RefSeq, a predicted model, not a curated record